Messenger RNA from Plasmopara halstedii, 327 nucleotides. RefSeq lists its product as uncharacterized. NCBI's taxonomy places the organism in Eukaryota, Oomycota, Peronosporomycetes, Peronosporales, Peronosporaceae. The transcript is spliced from 2 exons. The record is from RefSeq and is a predicted model, not a curated record. Bases 1 to 327 code for a protein of 108 amino acids.
AUGGUCGUAUACGGUUCACUUCUGGCGGUCGUUGAGUACACGAGCAACCUCACGAUCAGCUUUUUGUUCGAUGAUUACACUAGAUACGGAUUGCGAGUAAUUAAGUAUCCGUCGCUAGAUACUGGCGCGCAAACGCUGUGCCUCGUAUUCAUGUCCUUAUCUAUCCGAACGCAAUGGCGAUAUCAAGAUGUUCUCAAAGAGUCACGACAGAUAAAUGCAACAAAGAUGGAGAAGGUGACAAAGACAAUUUUGAAAAUUUUGAGCGUUGACAAAGAUGCGAAAUGCAACCAAAUCCGACAGGGAUGGCGAUCUGCUGCGCGUCUGUGA